AUGAGUCCGUCACGUCGCAGCUCGGCAUAUGCACGCUUGGUGAUUGAGAAAUUGUUUCAAAACAAAUCAAUAGAUUUGUGUGGAAUUAUGCCACCGAAUGGAGGACCGCAAGUGGCCCAACAUCCCUAUCAUGUUGUUCAUGAGGUCAUCCACAGCAGAUCUUCGUUUUUUGAGACCAUCCUAGAGGCUGACGACGGGCUUUCUAAUGAGCUGUGGUUUGCGAUUUGUCAGCAGGCAGACAUGAGCCUUCAGCCAACAACUCAAUCUGCUGAUAGCGUGCUUAUGCAGACCGUAUCAUUUUAUGUAACGCGACUUUUGCCCACGGAGCACAAUGUACCAAGUGUUGGCCGUGCUCCUUUGGUCAGUGAAAUUGGUCAUCGAAAGCAUACUCCACGGGAUCUCUUCCUGCCAACGUCUCCGGUAUUGAACUCGAUAAAACUAGAGUCGCAGGAGUUCUUUUCGUCUUCGCUCCACCCACGACACUUGACUAUAUUUUGUAAUUUCGUUAGCAUCCUCUGCUCUACGAGUGAUUUUCCAUCAGCUAAUAGAUUGAUGAUAUUGAGAGUAAUGAUGAAUUCAGAAUGUUGGAUGACGUUUUGCCGUCCUUGGCGAUACGCGGACGCGUUAAUGACCCUUUCUAAUGCAGACUUCUUGAGAGGUCCAUGGAUGCCGUUCAUACGGGUUCAUGAGAAGUUCUAUAGAAUUCUGCUCGGCAAAAUAUUACGAAGAGUAGCAAUGUUCGACCUGACUGCAGAAAGUGUUAAAGUUAUCCGCACCGCUGUGGAAUUCUCGUGGAAGGAGCCAAUGGUAUCGAUGCUUAGGGAGUUGGGCGUCAAUUCUCGACCCCAUACGCGACAGCUUUUAGAGACAGUUGUUGCGAAUUUACGACCAAUGAAAAUCGCGGUCACUUAUACACAACAGGCGCAGAAGCAAUCUCUGUGGGAUAUCAUAUUUGGAGCACCUGAGCCACCAUCCGUUCGCGAGCAAUGCGAAGUCAUCGAGUGCGUAGAGGGAAUACUUUCUGAAGCUGACGCAAACAUGGGUACUCAUUUUAUUGCUGAAGUAACUCCCCCGAAUGCCGAUAAUGCAAGUACUCUAUCGAACCGUACACCUCAACUGUCGGAAACUCCAAAGCGAGCACCUCCUCGGCUACUUCCCGAUCAUGUCAGGGAUCCCGUCACAGGACUUAUGUAUCUUACCGAGCUGGGACGCCGUCAAGUUUGGAGUGGCGAAAGUUCUUGGUACGAUCGCGAGAACAGUUAUGGACCCUCCUUGCCCGAAUCCUUCAAGCCCACUUUCUUCCCCUGUCUUCUCCAAAACCGUGAAGGUUACCCCUCCUACGCUACGUAUUCGGAUCUUGGCAAAUUAUGGUGUUUUACUUGGAUUCUUCGUGGUUUUCCUCUUUGCCCGAUACGGGAUAUGGGCUUUGGUUCCAGGUCAAUGACACUAGAAGAAGAAGUGGACGAAGAGCGGAAACCGUACGAGAGCGAUCGGGUUUGGUUAAUUCGACGUACCUUCUUGCGGAAGUAUUGGAAGGAAAUGCCCAGAAUGAAUUCCGAGGACACAUAUACGGAAGAAAAAAUGAAACAAAUUAGCGCUUUUCCAGUGAAGGGGAUGGCUUGCGGUGCAGUACUGCUCGAGCUCUACAGUGAUACCAAUUUGACCAGGGAAAGGAAACUUCUGGGUGUGUGCGUGACAGCCGAUUACCGAGCAUCAGCUAUGGAGAUGUUGAAUCACGCUACUGGGCGAGCGCGAUCUCCAUGGACUCAGAACAUUUCCGACGGCGUCAUGCGGAUAUCAAUAGCGAAUGUUCUUGUAUUCGAACAA
This is a messenger RNA of Ostertagia ostertagi, 1827 nucleotides long. NCBI's taxonomy places the organism in Eukaryota, Metazoa, Nematoda, Chromadorea, Rhabditida, Trichostrongylidae. The record is from the annotation of a GenBank genome assembly.